Molecule: messenger RNA, 1174 nt
Organism: Paramacrobiotus metropolitanus
Lineage: Eukaryota; Metazoa; Tardigrada; Eutardigrada; Parachela; Macrobiotidae
Product: emopamil-binding protein-like
Exons: 4
Coding region: 373-999 (208 amino acids)
Biological process (GO): sterol metabolic process
Cellular component (GO): endoplasmic reticulum; membrane
Molecular function (GO): cholestenol delta-isomerase activity
Source: RefSeq, a predicted model, not a curated record
AAUUUGCGGUAUACCGGCAGACGCGCGGGACGAAAACGAUCAGCUGUUCAGAACCGUGUUUCCGGUUCAUGCUGCAUUGCUGACUGCUCGAUCAAUAACAUGUCAUAAUUCCUUGCAUUAUUAGGCUAAUGGAAAAAAGAUAUGGGCAUAAUGCUUAACGAGCUGCUCAUUAAGCUGUGCAUUCUGCAUGGCUAAAUUGAUUAUUUAGAUAUCAUUGGCCUGCACUUUUCUGUGAUACAGUAUUCAUAAUUCUUCAAAAGCGCCGUAUUUAUUAUUCUAUUGAUGUUAUAAGUGCAUCCAGUAUUAAUUUUGGUAUUAUUUCAGCCACGUACACCAGUUUAGUAUCUGCCGUGCAAUUUUAUCGUUAAUACUAUGGACGCUGCUGCAGGAGCGUUCUCCGUUACAUCCGUUGUCUGUCUGGGCGUGGUGGCCGCAGUACUAUGGCUGUGCUACGCUAUCGCCAGUCGACAGUGGCGGAAACUGCGGGAGCCGGUGGUGGAGAAAUGGAUCCUCUUCUGGUGCUAUUACGAUGCCUUCACGCAUUUAGGCAUGGAGGGCGCUUUUCUCUGGAUCUCCUUGACGGGAACCGUCGCGACCUCCACGAACCCUCUCAGUAUUGUUUGGAAGGAAUAUGGGCUGGCUGAUACGCGCUGGCUGCACUCCGAUCCCAACGUGGUAUCCUUGGAAGUACUGACGGUAGUGGUGGAUGGACUGUUGGCGCUGAUACUGGCAUAUGCUAUUAUCAAGCGACGAUCAUAUCGGCAUUUUGUGCAGAUUGUACUCAGCGUCUGCGAACUAUAUGGAGGCUGGAUGACAUUUGCUCCCGAAUGGUUGACCGGAAGUCCCAACUUGAACACAGCUAGCCCAGUGCAUAUGUGGUUGUACUUGGUCUUUUUCAAUGGUGUCUGGGUGGUUAUUCCAGGGCUGCUGUUGUGGCAUUCUUGGAAAGCUCUGCAAGAUGUAUUUGGCCGUCGCGCUGGCAAGACAAGAGCAGGCUGAACAUUUACUGUGUACUUCUGGGUCUGUUACUGUGCUUCACUGCAUUUUGUAAACGUUUUCAAUAUUGUUUUGGAUCGAUUCCGAUACCCGAGUAUUUUCAGUAUUGCUUUGAAAAAUACAAACAGAACGGUCCCUGAGUAGUUCUAAAAUCAUAAAACCAGCACAUACGCUCUGA